Messenger RNA from Cyclocybe aegerita, 453 nucleotides. The record is from the annotation of a GenBank genome assembly. NCBI's taxonomy places the organism in Eukaryota, Fungi, Basidiomycota, Agaricomycetes, Agaricales, Hemipholiotaceae.
AUGUUGUUCUCCUGGCUGUUGCUCGCAACGUUGUCCAUCAUCCCAUGGCAAAUCCUGGCACAAGAAACGACGACACCGAAAGCAGAGAGUUGCACGUACUCUUGUCCAGAGGUGGAUUCGUCCCACCGACCACUUGUUAAGCGCCCAUUCUCAGCGGGCCCAAACUCGUUCUACACAAUCUUUGAGUGCACGUACUACUCGUAUGUUGCUACUCUGCAGGAGCACACUUGCAGCUAUAACAAGCACUCUGGGUUCCUCGCUAUCGGCGGUGCUGGUGACGAAUGCCCACCCAAAGCCGUUGCAUGCCCACAAGGCGGCUCAUCACCACCUCAAGCCAUAUCUGACUCUGAGCCAGAGCAACCGCCGUUGUUUUCCAAGCAGGAGAAGGACGAAGUGCCGGCCUGGAUCGAGAUGGGUCGCUAUCUGUUAUGGUUGAAGGAGCACCAUUCGUAA